AUGGCCGGUAUGUCCAACUACGCACUUCGCAUGGCCCGACUAAGUGCUCAAAUAUUUGGGGAUGUCGUACGUCCGACCGAUUGCAAGUCGAUGAAGGUGGUACGACUUUUCGAGGAGCCUCCGAUGGCCAAGAGGAAGGAAGUGUAUGACUGGUACCCACAACACCAGAUCUACUAUGCCAUGACUCAAAAGCUGAGGUUCUUGGGACUGUUCAGGGAUGAGCAUGAAGACUUUAAGGAGGAGAUGCGUCGCUUGAGGAAGCUGAGAGGAAAAGGUGUACCAAAGAAAGGCGAAGGAAAGAGAGCAACUAAGAAGAAAUGA
Molecule: messenger RNA, 321 nt
Organism: Nerophis lumbriciformis (worm pipefish)
Lineage: Eukaryota; Metazoa; Chordata; Actinopteri; Syngnathiformes; Syngnathidae
Source: RefSeq, a predicted model, not a curated record